CAGGGUUUUUCCACCGUCUCUGCUGCUGCGUCUCUUAUAAAAACUGGUCCUGAAGAAGUGAAGGGUUUAUUCUUAUGUCAGGGGGAAUAGCGAGAAGAGAAGGGGCCACGGGGACUUUUUUUGAUAAAGGAAAACCAUCCAGAAGCUGUUGGGGUGGGGAAUCAGAACCCAGGAUUUCCUCUCCCUUGAUCAGCAGAGAGACUUCUGGCAGCAGAGAGCUGGAUAGUCAGGAGACAUUUUGCAAGGACUCCACAACUGAAGCCACACUAACAAGGUGACGUGAACCCCAAUGGCUUCACAGCUCUAUGUUCUCAUCAGCUGGCCUGACGGGAGCAGAGUCAUCAAUAUAGAAAACAUCAAAGAGCCCCAAAAACCAGUUCACCUGUAUUCAGUGGGUGAGCAGGUGCUAGCCCAGUGUCCCGGCUUCUGUGGCUUAUACUGGGGGGUCGUGGAAGACGUAAGUGAGUGUCAGGAUGUCCUGGAGAAGAAACUUCAGAAAGAGAAACACCUACUUAAAAAAUUCAAGAAGGGGCCAGAAGCAUUUGGCCCCCUGCCCACUGAUAAGAAGUCGAAGAAGAGUUUUCCCAACUGGGUACCGGGCAUACCACCAAAGAAAAAUCAAGGUGGCAGAAUUCUUCCUGUUGACUACCCAUCGGUAUCAGCCCCCCAGAAUGCUCCUGCUGCUUCUCAUAUCACCUCUCCCCUUACCGAGGAAAGGGUCAUUCCAGAGCCACCCGUCAUCCACCAUGCCAUAACCCCACAGUCUCCGUUGGUCAGUGCUUUUAGCUUCCCCGCUUCCUUCCUGGAUCAGGAUGAAGCAGGGACAUCUCAGAAAGAAGAGGCAGACCCCCAGCUGAAGAAUGAAACAGAGACCAGAGGUUGUGUUACCCUGGCACUGAAAAGGAAGGCGGAUGGCAUUGUAGUUCAGUGUCAAGAACAUGUCCCCAGAGCAAGGGUUUUUUAUUCUCUUAGUUGUGAUGACCCCAAAAGCAAAAGCGCUCCCGAAAUGAACGAAUUUGACAGCUGCCAGAAAAGUUUCCGGACUUGUGAAAUGGAAAGGGAGAAGAUCGGCCAACUGGAGCGACUGGUGUGGGAUUUGCAGCGGGAAGUGAUUUCCCUGAAGAAGAAGGUUCAGAAGUUGGAAUCUGCAUCUCUGCGGGAAGAAGCCCCCGGACCACAGUUCCAGAUGGUGGAGUUGUUCAAUGGCUACACCAGGGAGCAGUUGAGAGAGACCAUCCGCUUUGACCAGAAGGUCAGCACAGCCUGCAAGACGCUGCUCUAUAAGCUCUUCACCUCCGACUACAUCCAGAGCCACUCCAUCACAGGCCGCAGGGGAAACACUUUUAGGGAGGCCAAGCCCAUGAUGGACGAGCGCUGCAUCAAGGUCAUCCGCCUCCUGUUGAAGCAGAAGUUCGGGGAUCACCUCAGUGACACAGUCAUCACCGAGAAGAUCCAAAAUGUGCAGAAAGCUCUGAGGCAGAAGUACAAGGCAGAGUGUCUGUAAGCUCGUUGCGGGCAGGGAAUAAGUCUGCUGAUUCUGUUGCACUGCACACUCCCAAGUGCUUAGUACAGUAGUAAAGUACGUAGUAAGCUCUCGAUAAAUACCGUUGGUUGAGUGUGUUAAAAUUCUAGCGAGAGUUCAGCUCUCUGGAAUGUGAGGCUUUCACGAUCUCUUGGUAUGAGGAUAGAAGUUCACUGAGACAAGGAGCAGAAAUCUUAGCGUGAGAAUGUGGAGCAAGGACAGGUCAUCGACAUUUUUCUUUGAAAUUCCAACAAGCAAUUUUGAACGUUUCCCAGCCCCUCCUCCCCGCACCAUCUUUCCCCAUUUUCCAUACAGUUCGGCUGCAGAACAUUUACAGACUAUUAUGAGAUGAAGGAGAGCCUCUUGUCAUAAAGGAAUCUCCAGGCUUUAGGUAGGUUACUAAUGAUAAUUUUCCCAAUCAGUCAGUGGUAUUUAUCGAACGCUGGGUGCCGUAUUAAGCAUUUGAGGAGAGUACAAAACACUGCUAGGGAAUUAGGGAAGCUUCUUCUGACAGUGCAUUAUAAUGUAACCUUCCAAGCGCUUAAUACAGUGCUCUGCACACAAUAAGUCCUUAAUAAAUACAAUUGAAUGAAUGAAUGUUC
Ornithorhynchus anatinus (platypus) is the source of this 2124-nucleotide messenger RNA. RefSeq lists its product as uncharacterized. Gene Ontology annotation, molecular function: DNA binding. The record is from RefSeq and is a predicted model, not a curated record. The transcript has 7 exons. Lineage: Eukaryota; Metazoa; Chordata; Mammalia; Monotremata; Ornithorhynchidae. Bases 290 to 1504 code for a protein of 404 amino acids.